UAUCUGCGUUUUACUGAUUGUUAUCACACACGGUACACGUGACUUUAAUGUUUAGUAGGUCAGUCAGGCUGGCACGUGAAAAAUCCUAUUGAUAAAAAGAAAGUAAAGUCUUAAGCAGAGAGGAAUAGGCAUUCAAAGAUGGCUGAAUCAGAUAUGGUUAUUGUUGGGAACAACUCGAAAAAGUUUUGUAAGGACCUGAUUGAGACUCUGGAUAACAAAGUCUCAGAAAUACUCGAGGAAAUCAAAGAUUGUCUUGUUGAAAACCCAACACAGUGUGAACAUUGGGUGGUGAUUGUAAAUGAAUCUUUAGAGGAAAAUGAUGACGAAUCAGGAUUUGUUAUGGUAUCACAUUCAACUCUGAAACAGAUGACAGAUGAUAUAUUUAUGCGUUUAGAUAAUUUGCAAAGUUCUAUUAACAAGUACAUAUCCAGUCAAAAGGGAAAAACAAAAGAAGAAACUCUCAAUAAUGAAAUCAACAAAAAUGAAAAACUUCAAUUUCGAAUGGAACAGUUGGACAAACAAAUAACCUUCUUCGAAAAGGAAGCAAAACGACUUAAGGAAAAAGUUUCAACAUUAGAACUGCAAAAAGAAGGUCUACUAACAAGGCUCAGUGAAGUUGCUGGUUUGCGGUUAUGUGAUAACAACCCCAAUAUACAAGAUUUGUCUGACACUAAAAGACCUACGAAGAUCGUCGAGGCGUUCGGUGAGUUGUAUGAUAACGAGUGGACAAAUGCUUUGGAGGAUCUGUUGAAGACACAACAUUCAGAGCGAGAAGCAAUUGAUACCCUUGCUGGUAUCUUAAAGUCGGUUUUUGAAACGUGUAACACGUUUGCGAGGAGUCAACGAAUGGCAUUAUUGAGAGGAAUGGCUUUAUGCGGUUCAUGUCCGGAAAACGACCUUGAUGCUUUAUCGCAGGGUUUGAGAAAUAAAAUUAAAACAUUGCAAAAAGACAGUGCAAUGGAUGUUUAUCCAUUUGUGAAAAAGCAAGUCGAUGAACGAAUUAAUUAUGCCAGCCUCGAUAAAGAAGUAAAAGAAUAUGUAGAUCGCUGUGCAGAGUUAUCUUGGUUGAUGAACGUGCAAGAUCCACCUCUCGUGUUGUACUUUAAGGCAAGGUCCGGCGAUCCUGUAGACAAGAAGAAGUUUAGUGUCUAUACCAAAAACGGAAGUGUUGUAGAUUUUGUCGUAUGGCCAGCAGUGAUGUACGAAAAUGAGACGUUAUUUAGGAAAGGCGUGUUACAAGCAAAAUGACAUCAAACAAUUGAACGAAAUGUUGCUUAAAGAGACAGUACAGGUGAAACACGUGUGUGAAUAACUUCAGUUUUACCUAUUGUAUCGUUAGGGAAUAAGAAAUAACGUUGAUUGUAAUAGUUGAAAUACAUAAAUAUCCCUUUCACACACGUAAUUAACGUAAUGUGAGCUUCCGGAAAUUUGAUUUGCGGACUUUGACAGUAAUUGACAGGAGCUGAAAACUACAAGAGCUUCGUCCGACUACGGUCAUCAUGAUUUACGAGGUUAAAGGGACUCUCUUAAUCACUUAUCACUUUCUCGUUAAUUUAUAAAUGGUAUACUAAUAUUGGUUCAUUUUAAAAUGAACAGACAUAUAUAUGUCAAAUAACCCUCAAGGGGUCCCAUUUACACAAAAAUAUAUACAAAAAUGAAUUUAGGUUGUAGCAACUCCUAUCAUACACACGCAAAAUACAUUCUUACAAAAUAAUAAUUGUGGUUAUUUUAAAAAUUAUUACCUGGAAGAAGUAGAAAAGACAUUUCUAUCAACAAACAUGUCCAGGAUAAUCUUUGCGAGUCCUGCAUUUGUUUUGUUUACAAUAAAUACGCAUGGGUAAUAGUAUAGAAGGCUGAACCUCGUAACACGUUUCGAUGUAGAUACAUGUAUGUAUAGGUUAUACGUAAUUAUUAAUUUUGAUGAAAUAAUUAGGUUUAAUUCAUGGAGAACUUUGUAAUUUUCUGAAAGUUUAUGCAUCUUCUAUAUGAUUUGAUGAUACAACCUUACUUUUAAAAACAACCGUAUCACUGUAGCUCACACAGACAAUUAGGGCAAUCUUACAUGUAUAUAUUCACUUUGGAGCCUAAACCUUAGCAUUUGGUGGUAGAAAAUCAAAAAUAUGGCAAUGGUCCCUCUUUUCUUCAAUGUGACUUAACAAAACUAUAAUUUAAGUACUCGACUUAGAGAUCCUUUUUAAUUUGUUUACAGUUCUUAGGCAACUUUAUAAUCCCACUACCAGACUGAACCUUUGCUUCGUGAUAUCUUAACUAUAGAUAGCUUAAUUCUCUCAUCGGAAAAGUAUACAUCCAGUCGUUUUACCCGUAACGAACCAGUAUGCGGUUUCGUCGUGUAUACGACUAUUAUUAUCGGAAUUCCAAAGUUUUUCUUUUUUGUUUAAAUCGCGUUUCUUUGUCCUUCUAAACUGUGCAAAUAUCAAACAACUCCACAUAUUGAUAGAAUAUUUAUUUCUGUAUUAUAAUUACCUAGCUUGGAUUUUUAAAACCUUAACUUCGUUUUUCACCAAUAAUUUUUCUAAAAAUUAUUCCAUACUGGCAAAUACUCGUUACCGGUAAAACGACUGUAUAAGGAAUUCAUUCAAAUUUAAUAGCAGAAAGAAGAUUAUUAUAAUACUAGUGUUCUUUGUAACCUCUUGGAGCCAGAACCCCUGUUUUUGGUCUUUCUAAAAAUCACGCAAUAUAUACGAAAAACCUUAAAUGCAUAACUAAAUAAGCAGUCAAUUUCAAUUUAGCAGAAGUAAAAAAAAAUUAAAACACUAUAAAUACAAGCACGUAGCAUUUUUUGAAAGUGUGUGUGUGGGGGGGGGGGGGGGUAACUCAUUCCAAAAUAAAACCAAACAAGGGAAAAUGUUAUUUUCCAAAAUCCUGAUAAUCCUAACUCGGGGGUAAGUAUACUUUUAACUUCAAUUUCACUGUUCAUUUCCUUAUUUUCAAUCCAAAUUUUUUCUCGUGUCAUUUCAAUUUUUUGUAUGUAAAUUUACGAAAAAUCUUUGGUGCGCCAAAAGUUGGCCCCUGGCCCCCCUGAAGCUACGUGCCAGAAAAAGUCAUACUUUAUGACCCUUUUUUCCCAGCCCUGAUGUCAGAUACCCUACCCCGGAAGUCAAUAUAUUUACAAAUUAACUCUAUGACUAUUUUGGUCCUCUUUAAAAUAAAAAUCCUACAUCUGGGGACGCAAAUAGUACAGUUGUUGUAUCGGGAUUUAUGGUGUACAUAUUUGUGAAUUCAAGUUUUCAUUAAAGUUUUCAUUAAAGUUUUGGCCCUGUCUGCAGGGCCAUGAAAUUUACCAUUUGUAAUUAUAUUUCCCUUACUCCGUUGAUGUAAUACUAAUAUACCACAUAUAUUAAGAAAUGGCCAUUCGGU
This is a messenger RNA of Magallana angulata, 3378 nucleotides long. RefSeq lists its product as uncharacterized. The record is from RefSeq and is a predicted model, not a curated record. Bases 139 to 1248 code for a protein of 369 amino acids. Lineage: Eukaryota; Metazoa; Mollusca; Bivalvia; Ostreida; Ostreidae. The transcript is spliced from 7 exons.